Molecule: messenger RNA, 531 nt
Organism: Colletotrichum destructivum
Lineage: Eukaryota; Fungi; Ascomycota; Sordariomycetes; Glomerellales; Glomerellaceae
Exons: 3
Coding region: 157-336 (59 amino acids)
Source: RefSeq, a predicted model, not a curated record
UCUCAUCCCAAUCAGUGCUUCGCUUCAUCUCUUUGAUCAUACAACAACAGUUCGACUCUCCGGACUUACUCGCCUUUCCUACCACACACCACAGACCUACACACAACUACACACACGCUAUCUCUCCCCCUCGCGCUCUCCCCUCCUACUUUCAAAAUGUGCUUCGGAGUCACCUGUCCCACUUGCUCAAAGGCAACCUGGCGCGGCUGCGGCGCACACAUCCCCUCGGCGCUCAGCGGCGUGCCAGAGGACCAGUGGUGCACCUGCACACCCAAGGUCACGGUCAAUGGCAAGGAGUACCCUCCGGCGGGGACGGUGUCGAUUCCUGGGUACUAAGAGACGGGACGAGCUGUGAGGGGAGCCUCGUCUUGACGCGGGGGGGAAGAGGGGGUGACAUCUCCGCCCCCCCUGUAUUAGUAUGAUUCGGACGGGCGUUGAGUUGGUAGAGACUGACAGGCAGGCGGCGUUGGUUUGGGAGAUGUCGGUUGCCCAGGGACGGCGUAGAGGCUCGCGAGUUGAAUUCAGAAUCCA